CACCAGAUGAGGGGAAACGGAACCCUAGCUAUUCCACAUAUGUUGUAAGGAAAGGCUCUAGACCCUCUGGUUCUUUCUAAGGGGGCCCUGCAAAUGAAGCCCUCUUGAGUCUUGCCAUAACAGGACCAGAGGGAGCCCUCUUGUCCUUGCCAAGCCCUCACCCGGCCUCAGCUGAAGCUGUUUUAGUUCUCCUCUGAGCAGCCACAGUCCAGAACCAACUGGGUGGCCCCUUCUUUCUCCCACUGCCCACAUGUGCAGAAAACAGCUCCAGGGAGACUUGGCUCCCAGGUACAGCCGAGGGCGCUGGUCCCCAGCCCACCUGAGUUUGUUUCUUUCCUCUGACGCUAACUCCACCCGGCUCUUUUCGGCUUGGCUGCCUGGUCCCCAGCUCUGUCACUAACCUGCUGCUCGUUUCUCCCUCACCCCCAUGUCACUCUUUCCUAACCCUGUCUUGUCUGGUGACACCCAUCAUCUCACUCCUUGGCCCCCACUCCGUCUCCUCCUCACCUUGUCUUCUCCCCCGACCCCCAUCAUCUCACUCCUCGGCCCCCCCCAUUGUCUUUGACCCCGCCUGGCCGCCACCCCUCACCCCAGCUGACGGCCCUGAUGCCCACCCAGCAGCAGCUCCUCCUGCAGCAGGCUCAGGCCCAGCUCCUGGCCGCCGCGGUCCAGCAGUCCAACGCCGCUGCCGCCGCUAAUGCAGCCGCUGCCGCCUCCGGGCAGCCCCCUGCCCCAGCUGGGGGAGGUGACCUGCCGCCGCAGCCACCCGCCAGCCAGCCCCCGGCGACCCCCCAGCUCACCCUGUCCCAGCCCAUCCAGCUCACGGCCCAGGACAUCCAGCAGCUCCUUCAACUCCAGCAGCUAGUCCUUGUUCCUGGGCACCACCUCCAGUCACCUGCACAGUUCCUGUUGCCACAAACCCAACAAGGGCAACCAGGCCUGCUCCCAACACCAAAUCUGUUCCAGCUACCUCAGCAAAGCCAGGGAGCCCUCCUGACCUCCCAGCCCCGGGCUGGGCUCCCUACACAGGCAGUGACCCGACCCCCGCUGCCCGAUCCGCACCUCUCGCACUCGCAGCCGACCAAAUGCCUGGAGCCACCCUCCCACCCUGAGGAGCCCAGCGACCUAGAAGAGCUGGAGCAAUUCGCUCGCACCUUCAAACAGAGGAGAAUCAAGCUGGGUUUCACUCAGGGCGACGUGGGGCUGGCCAUGGGCAAGUUAUAUGGCAACGACUUCAGCCAGACAACCAUCUCGCGCUUCGAGGCGCUCAACCUAAGCUUUAAGAACAUGUGCAAACUGAAGCCCCUUUUGGAAAAGUGGCUCAAUGAUGCAGAGACCAUGUCGGUGGACUCCAGCCUGCCCAGUCCUAACCAGCUGACCAGCCCCAGCCUGGGCUUCGAUGGGCUCCCGGGCCGGCGACGCAAGAAGAGGACGAGUAUUGAGACGAACGUCCGCUUCGCCUUAGAGAAGAGCUUUCUAGCGAAUCAGAAGCCUACCUCAGAGGAGAUCCUGCUGAUCGCAGAGCAGCUGCACAUGGAGAAGGAGGUGAUCCGUGUCUGGUUCUGCAACCGGCGUCAAAAGGAGAAGAGAAUUAACCCGUGCAGCGCUGCCCCCAUGCUGCCCAGCCCGGGCAAGCCAGCGGCCUACAGCCCCCACCUCGGGCCUGGGGUGACACCUCAGGGGGCUGGGGGGACCCUGCCACUGUCCCCGGCUUCCAGCAGUCUGAGCACAACAGUUACUACCUUGUCCUCAGCUGUGGGGACCCUCCACCCCAGUCGGACAGCUGGAGGGGGCAGCAGUGGGAGUGGGGCCGUGACCCCCCUCAACUCUAUCCCCUCCAUCACCCCCCCACCCCCUGCCACCACCAACAGCACAAAUCCCAGCCCCCAAGGCAGCCACACGGCCAUCGGCCUGUCAGGCCUGAACCCCAGCACAGGAAGCACAAUGGUGGGGCUGAGCUCGGGGUUGAGUCCGGCUCUCAUGGGUAACAACCCUUUGGCCACCAUACAAGCCCUGGCCUCUGGUGGAACUCUCCCCCUUACCAGCCUUGAUGCCAGCGGGAACCUGGUGCUGGGGGCAGCUGGGGGCGCCCCAGGGAGCCCAGGCAUCGUGACCUCACCACUCUUCCUGAACCAUGCCGGGCUGCCACUACUCAGCGCCCCUCCAGGGGUGGGCCUUGUAUCAGCUGCAGCAGCCGCUGUGGCAGCCUCGAUCUCCACCAAGUCCCCAGGCCUCUCCUCCUCCUCUUCCUCUUCCUCCUCCUCCUCCUCCUCCUCUUCUUCCUCCUCUUCCUCCUCCUCUUGCAUCGAGACAGCAGCACAGACCCCCGGAGGGCCUGAGGCAGGGGCCAAAUCGGAAUGAAGACACCCCCUCUGCCUUUCCCUGCCACCCUCCACCCUCGCCCACCUCUGGUCUCCUCAGUUGGGGAAGCUGGUGGUAGGGGGACAGCGGCGGGGGAUUGAGGUGAGGGUCCGGGAGCUGGAGAAAGAGAGUGGAGGAAACACCAAAAAAAAAAAAUACCCCCAGAAAGAAAAAACCAAACAAAAAAUAAAGUAAAGCCAAAUAGAAACAGACAUAACCAGCCGCCCAGAAUGAGCCGGGGCGAACAGAAGAAACCAAAAAACGAAACCAAAAAAACC
Phascolarctos cinereus (koala) is the source of this 2639-nucleotide messenger RNA. It is a transcript of the gene POU2F2, whose product is annotated as POU class 2 homeobox 2. The record is from RefSeq and is a predicted model, not a curated record. Lineage: Eukaryota; Metazoa; Chordata; Mammalia; Diprotodontia; Phascolarctidae. Gene Ontology annotation, cellular component: nucleus. Gene Ontology annotation, biological process: regulation of transcription by RNA polymerase II. Gene Ontology annotation, molecular function: DNA-binding transcription factor activity, RNA polymerase II-specific; RNA polymerase II cis-regulatory region sequence-specific DNA binding.